AUGGCGGCAGCAGGUGGCGCGGCGAGUAUUAUUACACAAGUUCAACAGACAGGGCCACCAAUCAAUACACUGGGAGAAGCAGCGGCCGACGAGCACAUUACAUUGGAUUUGAGAGGGACGCAUUUCACCCUAUCUCGUGAUGAGCUCUUGACCUUGCCCGAAUUCGUCUUGCUGUCAUUAUUUCCCAAUGGCCUCCUUCCUGACGGCCACAUGAACUCGUUUCAUGAAGGCGACGUGUAUCCCGUCGACUAUGACCCUGCUUCACUCCAGUAUAUGUUAAACUUCUUCCGAGAUGUUGCCCAAUCAAUACCCUCAACGUCCCCGUCACCCACCACUCCACCCGAGCAUGACCCCAUCUCAAUCGAGCCGCUGCAAGGCUCUACCAAAGAUAUGCUGCAAGACCGGGCAGGAAUUAUUGUGCUAAGGGAAGACCUUGACUUUUAUGUCAUACCGCCUCGCGCGGAUAUCGAGCAGCCGGAAAUGACCGAGGUCAAGCGAGCUGCCGGCAAAUCAUUGCUUAAACAAGAUGGCAUCUUCUCGGGCCUUAAGCGGAGUGAGGAGGCCGGCACUACCGAGCAACACCUAAUCGAGAUGCUGACUGCUGGCGGUUUCAACCAUGACGAUGCAUGGGGUCACCGAGCGGGAGAACCCAACAAAGCAGUCAUUUGCAGCUUAGCUCUCGCCAGAUUACGGACGGACAUCAAGGGCGACCUCGCGGGCAGCAAUGUCGUCGGCAUGGCUCAAAAGCUGUUGCUGUUCUGGCGCAAACCCGCCCGGAGGUGCUGGUGGGAAGGUGUCGAAUUGACCGAUGUGGAGGGCGUACAGGGCAGGUUGAAGGUGUGGAUUCGAAGGGUCUGGACUCUGGAGAUGAGUGUUAUCGGCCUACGGUGA
Messenger RNA from Cladophialophora yegresii CBS 114405, 891 nucleotides. RefSeq names its product dipeptidyl-peptidase III. Bases 1 to 891 code for a protein of 296 amino acids. NCBI's taxonomy places the organism in Eukaryota, Fungi, Ascomycota, Eurotiomycetes, Chaetothyriales, Herpotrichiellaceae. Gene Ontology annotation, cellular component: nucleus. Gene Ontology annotation, molecular function: RNA binding. The transcript is spliced from 6 exons. The record is from RefSeq and is a predicted model, not a curated record.